Phlebotomus argentipes is the source of this 5828-nucleotide messenger RNA. It is a transcript of the gene Remo, whose product is annotated as adhesion G protein-coupled receptor A3. The transcript has 3 exons. The coding region runs from base 387 to 5396 and encodes 1669 amino acids. The record is from RefSeq and is a predicted model, not a curated record. Gene Ontology annotation, cellular component: plasma membrane. NCBI's taxonomy places the organism in Eukaryota, Metazoa, Arthropoda, Insecta, Diptera, Psychodidae. Gene Ontology annotation, molecular function: protein binding; G protein-coupled receptor activity. Gene Ontology annotation, biological process: cell surface receptor signaling pathway; G protein-coupled receptor signaling pathway.
ACAUUUUGGAAACACUUUUAAAAUAGCAAAAAUUGUUUUUCAAUUCAUUAUUUACACUGAUUUUGUCGAGAGCAUGUAUAAAAUUCAUGUCGUAAAAGCAAUCCAAAACUUUCCCGAUUGCGCAUUCAUAACCUCACUUCCAGUGCUGUUGUCAAAGUCGGUCGUAAAUUAAUCGCGCAAUUCGCCAUAUAAUUUUAUUUGAUUUUCCCCAAAUUCCCCAAUAUUGUUGACUCUCUAGUGAAGUGUUAUCAGUUGGUGAAGUGGCAAUUGGCGUGCCGAUUGUGUUUUCCGCAUUGUUGGCGCCGUGAGGGAGUGAAAAUGAGUCGUGGGCGUGGGCGAUAGAGCCAAUGUUUACAUUUUGCGUGCUGCACUUUCCCCACUGAUAAAUGGAGCGCCUGAGGAAGAUAACAAAACUCUACAUACUCAUCUACCUGGUGGGCGUGCUGCUGCGGCCCACGGACACGGCCGGCUGUCCGGAGAAGUGCACCUGCAGCAACAAGAAGCUCCCGGACAGCGACCUCGACGGGCUGCGCGUGAAGUGCGUCGGGAGUCCGGGAGGCAAAAUCAGUACCUUCAAAGAGAUCAAUCUGGGCGAUAUCAAUCAGGCUGAAAUCACUCAUUUGGAUUUGAGCAAUAAUCACAUAUCAAGCCUGGAGGCGUCAUACUUCGUCAACAUGACGCAGCUGCGUCGCCUCGACCUCACGCACAACUCGAUGAGACUGAUAGACGAAACAGUAUUUGGAGAGAUGCCAAAAUUGGAAGACUUGAAGCUGUCGCAGAACCUCAUAGCGCACAUUUAUCAGGGCUCCUUCGACAGGAUGCCGUCGCUGCGCAUGCUGGAUAUAUCGAUGAAUCCGCUCGUGUGCGACUGCAAUCUGCUGUGGCUGAAUCCCUGGUCGGCCAACAACUCCGUGAAGCUGCAGAAGCAGCCAAAGUGCGAGAGCACGGGCACAUUCAAGGGGACGCCCAUCAAGAAGCUGAAGAUCGGCACGGAUCUUCACUGUGAAUCCCAGCUGCAGACGCACUUGGAGUUGAUGCCGGAGCACGAUCAGGUGCUCUUCGAGGGAGACGCUCUGGCCAUCAGAUGUCGAGCGCCGAGAGUGGCUGUUGGGGCGAAAAUGGACUCUGAGGAUUUACCGCCGGGCGCUCACGUGUUCUGGGGAUGGUCAGAAGUGAUUCUGGCGCCAAACUCCACUGAGAACAUCACUUUCCUGGAGCCAAUACAGCAAUUUGCCACGACCAUUCAGAUCACGGAGAAUCAAAUAGCGGACAGAGGACUGCUGAACUCCAUCCUGAAGAUCCCCAGUGUCAGCAGGAAUCACUCGGGAAUGUGGAACUGUCGUCUGAGAUCUGAACAGGCAAAUUUCUCCCGCAGCAUCGCUGUGUACGUGAUCUCCAAUGAAACGGAAUACUGUCCGGCGAAUGAGAUGCACGACAACAAGGGUCACUACUCCUGGCCAAGGACGAUCAGAGGCACGAGCGUCGUCGUGCCGUGUGCUGGCGACGGACCGCCGCAUGUUUAUGCCGCCGGCAGGUGCAAUGAGGCCGGCGAGUGGGUGAAUCUCAACACGUCUCAGUGUCCCUUCAUCAAGGACACCACGAGGAUCCUGGAUCAGUUCGCGAAGGUGGAUUUGGCGUUCGUGCGAGUGCUGGAGAGUGCUGAGCGACUGAGAAACUACACGGCUUUGCCGGGAAACAGCACAGUUCAGCUGAAGUUUAAGGAUCCCAUCGAUGUGAGCUUCAUCGCGAAGACCGUGGACAAUUAUAUUGACUACUUGACGAGAGAGGCGGAUUUGGGUCCGAUGGUGCUGGACAUUGUGUCCCAGUGCAUGCACAUCCCGGCCUCGCUUCUGCAGAAGGGUCAGCAACUCGAUGGCGCGUGCAAUAAGUUGGUGAGGGCUGCCGAAGCGGCGGCGGAAAACACUCCGUCGAUGCUGGCGAAGAAGGAGAAUCUCGCCAUGGAGGAGUUUAAGAUACGGCCGCAGAGUUUCUCAGGGAAAACUUGCGUGUGGUUCAAGUCUGCCGUUGCCGGUGGCGAGAAGGAGCGCCGAACGCUACAGUGCAACAUUGGGAAUCAGGCGCAGAGUAUUGGAUUCUACGAUAAGCACUUUGACGCUUCCAUUCAGUUUCCGGCGUCGCUGUUCGCGCAUCUCUCGGCCGCGAGCAGUACGUCGACGCAGAAACUGCUGGUGUCUGUCUUCCAGAACAGCAAUCUCUUCCCACAGAAUCGCUCCCAUGGAAACUACAAGAUCACGUCGUGCGUGAUUGGUGCCAAAGUAACGAGCACGGGCAAUCGCAUGAGAGAGAAUCUCACGGAGCCGAUCUUCAUCAUUCUGCGCGCGCAACCGUUUCACCACGAACUCAGCGCGCCGAAGCCCGUGUGGUGGGAUCCCGAGCUGAACGGUGGUCUGGGCGAUUGGUCGUCGCAGGGAUGCCUGUUUUCGCACAUGCUGCAGGGAAUGCUGGUGUUUGCCUGCACGAAGCUGGGAUACUAUGGCUUGAUACAGCACACGAAGUAUCUCAAUGACUCGCCGGAUGAGAAUUCAGGAGCGAGAUUCAGAUUCUCACCGAUUGCCGUGUAUGUGGGCAGUGUGAUCCUGUUUGUCUGUCUGUGGAUCAACAUCAGCACGUAUUCGGUGCUGGGGAAGACCAUUCAGAUGGCGAGGAAGGCUAAGCACGCGUUGGUCAACACCUGGUUCACACUCUCGCUGCUCAUUGUGGUGUUCAAUGUGGGCAUUUAUCAGACGGACAACAGCAAGAUUUGCCAGGUGUUCGGUAUGCUGACGCAAUAUCUCAGUCUGGCUGUUCUCUUCUGGAUGUGCGUGUCUGUGAGUAAUUUCCUGAAGCGCAUGAAACGCCUGGAGAAGCGAUCUGGUGUGCUGCAGGGAGAUGAUCUGCCAAAGGAGGAUAUUGUGGGGCGGAAACCCAUCUUGGGCAUUUACCUAGUGGGAUAUGGUAUUGCGGUGAUCAUCUGUGGCAUUGGAGGAGCUGUGAAUAUCCGAGAGUAUGCUUCCUACUCGUAUUGCUUCAUGAAAUCCGGCCCAGCGCUUAGUGCAGUCUUCGUGCCGGCCACAAUUGUCGUGUGCUUCCUCUGUCUGCUGUUCAUCUGCAUCAAGUGCAACCUGAGAGAUCGUGACAUAAAUGGGCACAUGUCUGAGGGCACGCAGGGAACGGAGAAUGUGGAUCUAGAUUUGCUGGAGCCGACCACAACUACGGGAAAUCACUACCAGAGCAUCUCCAUCAGUACGCCGACCACGAGCACUCAAGAUGAUCAGGAGCAUUCGCACAACACGCAAUUGAAUGCUUUCGUCAUCACGCUGAUUCUGUACCUUGUGACGUGGCUCUUUGGGGGCCUGACUGUUUCCACACCCUUUGCCGAGCGGAUCCUGUACGAGGAAGAGGUGUUCAGUGUCAUUUUCGCCGUGGUGGCGACGAUUCUGGGCGGUUUUAUUGUCUUCUUCUACGGCGUGGCGCGCAGUGACAUCAGAAAGCAGUGGAAUAUGAUGCGUUGCUCACGGGCCAGGAAUCGCUUCACGCAGCAAUUCCCCGGAGAUCCGAAGGAGCUCAACGGUGGCGUGGUGACAUUCCGUCAAGUGGCUGGGAAUUCCGUGGUGAAUCACUCGAUCUCCAGGUCGAACAGUCAGAGUUCCAAAAGUCGCCCCAACAGCACAAACAUGAUGAUGAAGGCGGCUGCUGAUCUCAAUUCGCACACGCUCACGAGACGCAAUGAGAGUCCGAAUGGUGCGAAGAUGACGGCCAACAUGAAUCUGGUGCUGCUGCAUCGGCAGCAGUUUGUGCACAAUCCGGUGAUCAUCAAUGAAGCCAUUCACACGGCGGAUGUGUUCUACAAUCCAAACCAGAGCAAUGUGGCGAGGAAGUUCUUCAGGAAGCAGAAGAGGCUGGCCAAGCAGAACAACAUUGAGAUCCAGAGGAGGGAUUUUGGUGGCGAUGGCGGGAGCAGCGAAGUGGGCACUUCGAUGAUCACCUUCCCGAAGCCACCGACGACAAAGCCGCCCACGGAGAUGUCCAUGUUCAGCUCAGGCAGCAAGGUGAACAACAUUAACAUUCACGUCGAUCGGGCGCGCGUGGAGUGCGUGAAGGAGCAACGACACCACAAUCCCAACAUCCUCUCGGACAGCUGCAAUGAGGAGAGUGACGCCGAUCGGCUGGUCGUUGGCGCUGAGAGUCUCCGGGCGAUUGCGGCGCAGCGCUCGAAGAUGAGCAAUAGAGAGAAUCCGUCUGUCGUGGCGAAUAUCUACACGAAUAUCGCAGAGACGGGAACGCCUCAGCAUGAGACAGUGACGAUGAGGGCUGACGAGAGGUUCAAGAAGUCCAUCAACACCGACGAGGAUGACGAUGAUGACAAUUUGAGUUCGGACAAUGAUCCGCACUAUGUGAACCAGUCGUUCGACGGGCAGUAUCCCUUCAAGAGCAUCAAGGAGGAGGAGAGAUCGCCCGACAAUCCAGAGGCUCCGUCAACGUCCAAGACAAGCACUCAUGUGCCGACGUGCUUGGAAUUGAGAACCACCAAUGACUCUAAUUUGGUAAUUCUGUCGCUGAGCAGCCCAAUCCUGGCUAUGAACACCCUUGGACUGCCCAUCGUGAUACCGCAAGCUGUUCCGGAGGUCAAGGAAGAGUCAUCCAGUGAAGCAGUGCCGGAGGAGGAAUACGCAUCUGAUCUGCUUGAGAUGCCAGAAUGUGAUGUUCAACUGCGGCAGAACCAUUCGAAGUCCAUGGACAACUUGAGCAGAUCAUUUACGGCGCAGUGUCGAGAGACUCGAGCCAGAUCGAUCUCCUUCAACAACGUGUCUCUCAUGUCGGACGUCCUGCUGCCGCCGAUGAAGACCAGCAGCAGUCCCGUUCUGUUCUCCCCGAGUCUCUGUGAUAUCGAUGACUACCAUCAGCAGGCGUCGACGUCGUACGACAUGGAUUGUGGCACGGACUUGAUCUUCAAUCCUCCUCUGUCGGCCAUUGCGAGACACUUCACGUCCAGUCCGACGAGCGAGAGUGACAUCAAUUACCAGCACUCGGAGAUCAGCAUCCGGAGUCACGGGCUGUACGCGCCGCAGCCGCCGGACAACGAUCUCACGCUGACGGGCGAGGACAGCCUCACAUUCGCCUACCAAGCGUCCGAAGUGAGUGACGCGGACAGAGAGUAUGAGGAUGACGAUGACGACACUGGAGCCGAUGCGCACGACUAUCUGCUGGGUUCGCAGAGUGACCUGAGGGACGAGCGGGAGUUGCUGGACGAGAGCCAGUCGUCCAUUGACGAGCUGUACCAGCGCAUCAAGAGGCGCGGCACGAAGAACUUCCCCAGGAGGGCGGAGGCGCAGGGGCGCGAUGAGGAUGUGAGCAGCCAGGGCAGCAGCGUGGUGUUGUCCAAUCCCAACGACUAGGUGUAUUGAUCAGCUUAUCAGGGGCUUUCCGUGCGCUAGAGCAUUUCGUGAGGUGGCCAAAAAGGUGUUGUUCAAUUAAUUCGUGCUUCUGUGAAGUGCAUUGAUUUAUCAAUGGAGGAACAAUGAGAAAAUGUGGACUGCAAUGUGCUUCUGUUGCGCAAAGACUCGAGAACUAAACGUACAUUUUUCCCUAGAUUAUGAGAUUAUACGCAAGCAUUUCUACAGUGUAAUAACUUUUGAGAAUCUUCAAUGGUAUUCUCCCAAUUUUAUAUGUUUAUUUAUUGCGAAGUAUUUUACAAUUGUAAAGAUUUUCUCAAGAAGGGAUUUCAUGAAGUAACUCUCUUGAGAAAAUCUGUUUUUUCACAUAAGUGGAAUUAUUUUCUACGGCGAAAAUAAAAUUGUAGUGUUAAUUGAGCGCUGAGUUUUUCUUCC